CUCCCCUAGCCUUCCUCCGGCCGGGAUCCGGACUCACGUCGCUGUGCGCCGGUUGCUCUUUGACCUGGGUGGUGGUCCCGGCUGCGGCCCGCCUCUCACCAUGCGGCUUCUUGGCUGGUGGCAGGUACUGCUGUGGGUGCUCGGGCCUCCCGCCCGCGGCCAGGAGGAGAAAAGAGGUCACUUAUGGGCAGAGGAGCAGCCUGCAUACCCAUUCCAGGUGGGGGCUGUGUACAUGAGUGAGGAGGAGCCUCCAGUGGGCCAGGACACACCCAGAGAAGAGGCCGAUGCAGUGCUGGGGCUGGACGCAGAUGGCGACCACAUGGUGAUGUUGUCUGUGAUCCCUGGGGAAGCCGAGGACAGACUGAGCUCAGAGCCCAGCGGCGGCACCUGCGGGGCUGGAGGGGAGGAGGACUCCAGGUGCAAUCUCCGGGAGAGCCUCUUCUCUCUGGACAGCGCUGGAGCAAGCUUCCCAGAUAGAGAAGAGGAGUAUUACACGGAGCCUGAAGCGGUGGAAUCCGACCCAACUCCGGCGGAGGACUCCAACAGCACCGAAAGUCUGAAAUCCCCAAAGGUGAACUGCGAGGAGAGAAAUGUGACAGGCUUAGAAAAUUUCACUCUGAAAAUUUUAAAUAUGUCACAGGACCUCAUGGAUUUCCUCAACCCAAACGGUAGUGACUGCACACUAGUCCUGUUUUACACCCCUUGGUGCCGAUUUUCUGCCAGUUUGGCCCCUCAUUUUAAUUCUCUGCCCCGGGCGUUUCCAGCUCUUCAUUUUUUGGCACUGGAUGCAUCUCAGCACAGCAGCCUUUCUACCAGGUUUGGCACCGUAGCUGUUCCUAACAUCUUGUUAUUUCAAGGAGCUAAACCAAUGGCUAGAUUUAAUCAUACAGACCGAACACUGGAAACACUGAAAAUCUUCAUUUUUAACCAGACAGGUAUAGAAGCCAAGAAAAAUGUGGUGGUAACUCAAGCAGACCAAAUAGGCCCUCUUCCUAGCACUUUGAUAAAAAGUGUGGACUGGUUGCUUGUGUUUUCCUUAUUCUUUUUAAUCAGUUUUAUUAUGUAUGCCACCAUUCGAACUGAGAGUAUUCGGUGGCUAAUUCCAGGACAAGAGCAGGAACAUGUGGAAUAGUGAUGGACUGAAAGGGGAGUUGGAAAGAAUUUCAGUCCUUCAUUUCGGAAAUUAAUGCUGCAACAUCAUACCUUUUCUCCAGUGAAGUGUUGACUUACAACUUCGGUCAGGUUAAAAGAGUCAUGCAUUUGUUGAACUGAUGAAUGUGUCAAAAAUUAUAAACUGAUGUUUUAAGUAUUGCAAUAAGCAAAUGUAAAAAUAUUUAAUAGAAUCCACCAUUCUUGUUUUUACUACUUGAACAUAACCCAGUAUUUUAAGGGAGUAAUCCAGUUUGACCUGUGAAGGUGUAUUCUGGUGGAAUAGCAGCUAGAAUGACAAUAUGCUUACCCUAUAGAAGGCAGACAUAGGACUUUCAGGUUAUAGUCUUAGAAAACUCUUGAUUUCUUAUACACGUCUACGGAGGUUGGUUUUCUGUCCAUUUGCCAUUUCUCUCCCAGAGCCAAUAAGCAGGAAAGCAUUCUGUUAUGGGAAGAACAGUUAGAAUCCUUAAGUGUGACCUUAUAGGUAGCAACUGAUGGGAAAAUAAAGGAGUCAAAUACCUUGGUG
Messenger RNA from Vicugna pacos (alpaca), 1678 nucleotides. It is a transcript of the gene TXNDC15, whose product is annotated as thioredoxin domain containing 15. Lineage: Eukaryota; Metazoa; Chordata; Mammalia; Artiodactyla; Camelidae. The record is from RefSeq and is a predicted model, not a curated record. Gene Ontology annotation, biological process: cilium assembly. Gene Ontology annotation, cellular component: cilium.